This is a messenger RNA of Drosophila busckii, 4736 nucleotides long. RefSeq lists its product as uncharacterized. The transcript is spliced from 10 exons. Gene Ontology annotation, cellular component: transcription regulator complex. NCBI's taxonomy places the organism in Eukaryota, Metazoa, Arthropoda, Insecta, Diptera, Drosophilidae. Bases 31 to 4380 code for a protein of 1449 amino acids. Gene Ontology annotation, molecular function: RNA polymerase II cis-regulatory region sequence-specific DNA binding; transcription factor binding; DNA-binding transcription factor activity, RNA polymerase II-specific. The record is from RefSeq and is a predicted model, not a curated record. Gene Ontology annotation, biological process: regulation of transcription by RNA polymerase II; protein folding.
AAAAAAAAAAAAAAAACACGUUCUACAAAAAUGCGCUUCACCUACAAUCAGUAUAAAUAUUACGAGUCCGGUUAUCGGAUUCCAUCGAAAAUGCAUAAUCUGAACCAUCAUCAUGGAGUCGGCGGCAGCGCCGGUAAAAUCAACAAUAGCGGCAACAACAACAGCAACAAUAAUAAUAAUAACAGCAACAACAAUCAUCACUUUGGCCAUCAUAACAACAACAACAACAGCAGCAACAACAAUAAUAAUAACAAUAUAAACACAAAUGCAUAUCAACAUCAUUACAAAAGCAAUUUUGGUAUGCGCAUGACCAUGUCCACAAACUCCACAAUGAGUCCUCGCAUACAUCGCAAGGGCUUUCGUAUCCCAUCUAAAAGACAGCCAGGCAAAGGAUUGCCCGGCAAGCUGCACACCAUAGCGAGAACAGGGACGGGCAAAUUGGUAGCGGGCAAGCGAAUACCACAGCGACCGCAUCCGCCGCCCUGUGAUAAUUCCAAUGACAGUGGCCUGGGCUUUGAUCAGCAUAUGGAGUUGCGCAAUAGUGCAGCAACAAUUGCUGCUGUCGAUAGCGCCAGCGGCAGCAGCAGCAGCAGCAACAACAACAAUUUACAGCGUACAGCAAAUUUGGUAGUAAAUAGCGCAUUAACCAAUACGGUGGCUGCGGCUGCGGCGGCUGCUGCAGCGGCUACUUUACAGCAGCAUCAUCAUCAGCAGCAGCAGCAGCAGCAACAGCAGCAACAUCAACAGCAGCAGCAGCAACUUCAUCAACAGCAGCAGCAGCAGCAGCAACAUUCACCGCAACAGCAUUUAAUACGCGCCAUACCCGUUUCAAGAUCGCGACAUGUCAAGAAAAUGCCAAACUUUUUGGACGACAUUGAAGUGGAGACAGCAGUGGAGCUAAGCAGCGCCAACAACGAUGAGGACACAGGCUUCGGCACCGACAGCAAUCAGACAACAGCAACACCAACAGCAGCAGCAGCAACCACAACGGAGCUCUUUGGCAGCAUCUUCAAUAGUUCGGCGACAACGCUGCAAAACUUUGCAUUGCAACAGCAGCAGCAGCAACAACAGCAGCAGCAACAGCAGCAGCAGCAGCAACACUAUCAGCAGCAAUCAGCCAACUUUCAUUAUCCUGGAUUGCAUUUGCAGCUGCAACAUGCCGCUGGCCGCACUGCUGGCAAACAUAUAAAACGCAAAAAACUUGAAUGCAAUCAUGUUGAGCUCGAUAAUGACGAUGCCUGCAGUGAGGAUGAGUUUAUACGCAAAAUUGCCACCGCUAGCAGCAACCACAACAGCAGCAGCAGCAACAACAACAACAACAACAGCAGCAGCAGCAGCAGCAGCACUGAAGUCGCAACUGCAACUCGCAUUAUUGCUGUCAAGACUUUGCCUAAUCUCAGCAACAGCAGCAGCAACAACAAAAUCAGCAGCAGCGACGGCGCUGAUCUAAAAUUCAUUGGAACGCGCACAGCGACGCGUGUGGCCAACAAGCGGCAGCCGACAACGCCGCUGAACAGCAUCGCCAGCUCGAAUGAUGGCCAAGUGCAGCUCGAGAUUGUCUCGCAGCCGGAGCAGCAGCAUCGGGCGCGCUAUCAGACCGAGGGCAGUCGCGGCGCCGUCAAGGAUCGCAGCGGCAAUGGCUUCCCCAUCGUGCGUCUAACCGGCUACGAUAAGCCGUCCGUGCUGCAAGUGUUCAUUGGCACCGACAUUGGCCGUGUGGCGCCCCACAUGUUCUAUCAGGCCUGCAAGGUCGCGGGCAAGAACUCGACGCAGUGCAACGAGAAGAAAGUCGACGGCACCAUGGUCAUCGAGAUUGACUUUAAGCCCGAAACGGACAUGACCAUCACCUGCGACUGCGUUGGCAUACUCAAGGAGCGCAAUGUGGAUGUCGAGCAUCGCUUUCCGGAGCACUUGGCGCAGAAGAACAAAAAGAAGUCCACACGUUGCCGCAUGGUUUUCCGCACGCAGCUGACGCGUGACGAUGGCAGCAGCGAAACGUUGCAAGUCUGCUCCAAUCCCAUCAUAUGUACACAACCGCCUGGCGUGCCCGAGAUAUGCAAGAAGUCAUUGAACUCCUGUCCCGUCGAUGGCGGCCUCGAGCUGUUCAUCAUAGGCAAGAAUUUUCUAAAGGACACCCAUGUGGUGUUCCAAGAGACCUACGACAGUGUCAAUGCCGACGAUCCGGCCACUGAGAUUGCGGUGCGACAGCAGCUGAUCGGCGGCACUGCCGCAUUGUGGGAGCAGAGCGUGCUGCCCGACAAGGAGUAUUUGCAUCAGACGCAUUUGAUUUGCACUGUGCCCCCGUACUUGCAUCAGAAUCUAUUGAAGCCAGUUAGCGUCCAGGUGUCGAUCAUCUCCAGCGGCAAGAAGAGCGAGCCACACACCUUCACCUAUACGCCCAAGGGUAGCUAUACGACUCUGGCAGCGGCCAGUACCUUAAGUAGCACAAUGCGUAACCAAGAUGUGAACUUCAUGGACACAAACGUGGGCGCGCCCAAUGGCAGCUCUGGGUGGGCAACAGGCGCAGCCAAUGGCGCCGCAGUUGUGGCAGCCACAACAGGCGGCGUGGGCGUGGGCGUUGUGGUGGAGACAAAGCAUGAACUGGACUCGGGCAUGAUGCCGCCGCCGAUAACAACACAAAUCCCAAUGGGACUGCGCCGCUCCUCGCUGUCUGGCGGCACGCCAAUGAUAACGGAUCAGCAGCUGGAGGCGGCGCUGAAGAGCGAGCUGCUGGACGAGGGCAGCUCGCACAGUCCGCUGACUGCGGAUGCGCUGCACUCGCCGGAGGCGCUUAAUCCUUGCAGUCCGACGGCGCUGCAGCAAUAUCAUGCGCACUAUGCGCGCAAGGCGAGCCUGGACACGAUCAUGUACGAUCAGUCGAAUAGUCUGCCUGGAUUUCCAGUGCCGGCCACAGCGGUGGACAUAGAUCCGGCUGCAGUGGCAGUGGCUGUGGAGCUGGCGGUGAAGAACGAGAUUGUCAAGCAUGUGGUGCAGCAGCAGCAGCAGGAGCAACAGUUGCAGCAAGUGCAGCAGCAGGUGCAACAACAACAGCAGCAGCAGCAACAGUCUGCGGCCAAUGUGCACAAGUUUAUUGACGAACUCACCAAAUCCACCUCAGUGGUGAAUACGGUAAGCGGCACCAGCGAGCCGGCGCUGUUUAGCACCUCGGCGGCGAUCGAUCAUGCGCUCACCGAUAUUCUGCAGCAGAAGGUGGGCGUGCUCACCCACACGCACACACACACGCACACGCAUACACACACACACACGGCGGCAGCGGGCACGCAGCUGAAGCGCAGCCUGUCGCUCAGCAGCAGCAGCAACUCGAGCAGCUCGCUCAGCAGCAGCGGCGCCGACAGCUCGCCCAAUAGUUCGCCACUGACGCAGGAUAUUAUAUUGAACUCGGAGCCGGCAGCGGCAUUGGGCGCUGGACUGCAACUGGCGACGGUGCCCAGCACGCCGGUGGCCACCGCAGCCCUCAGCACCGACAUCAUCAUGAAUCCCGCCGUCUCGCCCUCGACCAUACUCUGCUCGGCGAACGGCGCUGCCACCGCGGUGGUGCCCAACAUCCUGGCGCCCCACCAGGUCACCAUGGCCAACUCCAUACUGAAUGACAUUGCCAUGCAGCCGGAGCCCACGCAGCAGGACGCUGCAGUCGCCGCUCUGGCGCUGAGCAACAUCAUGAUGCGUCCACAGCCGACAGCAGCCGCCGGCGUCGAUGUGCCCAGCACGCCAGCAGCGCUGCAGCCCGAAGUGGCAGCCACUGCCACCUCCACCGCAGUCAGCAACAUGAUCAUCAAAGCUGCUGCCGAUUUUAUUACCACACAGGAGCAGGAGCAGCAUCACUAUCAUCACCAUCACCAGCAGCAGCAGCAGCAACAGCAGCAGCAGCACCAGCAGCAGCAGCAGCAACAACAACAGCAACUCACACAGCAAACCACUGUGGCCAACACCACCACCGCUGCUGGUGAUCCGUUGGUUAACUUGCUCUUGAAUCACAGCGCUGCCACUCCCGAGGCAGCUGUCGAUGCUGCAGCCGCCGCUGCUGCUGCUGCUGCCGCCGCCGCCGUCGCUGGCUUUCCAGUGCAUUUGCCCGUGGUGCCGCCCACACCGCAAGAAUCUCUCAUUGUUGCGCUCGCCACCGAGAACGCGCUGCAGAACUCCGUGGCCACCGCUGCGGUCACACCCAACGGCGCCGUCAUGACGCAGCAGGCAGCGGCGCCCACCAACGCCGGCGCUGCCAGCAUUCUGCCCGCUGCUGUCGGUGCCGUCGCUGCCGCAGCGGCGGUCGCUGUCCAGCCGCCCAUACCGCAGGAGCUGACCACCAUGUCCGACCAGGAUCUGAUUAGCUACAUCAAUCCCAGCACCUUUGAUCAGCUUUGAACGCAUGAAACAAACUAAUUAAACAAUUGGAUUAACUAAACAAAAUGGGGAACCUAAACAGGCCUAAUCCUAAGCUUAGUUAUAAACAAACACACACACACACCUUAUUGGUUAUUUGUAUUUAUUAAGACUUAGCUGUAUAUCAUAUUUUAUUUUAUUUUUUUUUUUUUUGUGUUUGUGUAACUUGAAUUGAUUUUUGAAUACCAGAAAAGUCAAAUUAUCUCAAAAAUGAUAACGACUGCCAUAUGAGUACACGAAGGAGUAAACAAUAAAACAGGCGCAUUAAAAAUUAAUUAAUUAACUACAGAAUUGCAGUUUGCAAAAAGCAAGAAUGAAUAUUAUACAUGUAAUAUGGA